GACGAGCCGCCGGCCGGGCCCCGGCGGACGCGAGCAUGGCCCUCCCUCGGCCUCCGCCGGUCCUUCUCAUUAGUGCCGUCACCGCCGUCAUCGCCGCCGCCGCCGCCACCGGUGACGCGACGUCAUCAGAUGUUCAACUUCUUCAAGCCAUUCAGAGCGAAGAUGGAGCAAUCGACAGACUUAUUCGUGAUGUGCUCAAACUUCAGGAGGCAAAGGAGCUUUCAGAGUUGGGCCGGCUACGGGCGCCGCUUCUGGCCCCGAGCCCGGUGACCCGGGGUCGCGGACCGGACUUGGAGCGGACGGACCACCCGGUACGCCAGUUCGCUUACUACCCCAGUGACCCGGAAUACAGCCAGCCUCGUCAGCACACCGCCGCAGCCACGGACAAACGGCGAGGGGAGCAGCCGACGGUCGGUGGACAACACAAAUCUGCAGGACAGCUGGAGAUUGCAAGUCCCAUCCCCAGUUCAAGCGAUUUCUAUGGCAGCCUUGGGAAUCCAAAACCCGAUUCGGUAUCAGAUACAUUGGCCACUGGUGACGUCAAAGACAAGCGACCAAUGGCAGAGGCCCAUUUAGCGGGGCGACCAGCAGCACUUCGAGGAUCUCACCCCGAGCCAGAUAAAAACGCCGACGUUUACUUUAUCGUUGCUGUUGUCGGCAUCUGCACGGGCACUGUCUGUGUCUCGGUCCUAGGCGGCAUCUGCUACCGUUACCUGCAGCGGCGCCGUCGGCACAGCUCGACCGAGUCCGGACCGCCGUCCUACGGAGUGACCGGCCCGCACUCGGGGCUCAGUCCGGCCUCGGCCGACAGGCGUCUGGCCCAGUCGGCGCAGCUCUACCACUACCAGCACCAGAAACAGCACAUGAUGGCCAUCCAGGAGGGGAAGGCGCUGGGACGCUGCAGCUCGCCCUCUGACGAAAAUUCGGACCCGGAGGACGACGAGAGCGAGCACACCGUGUACGAGUGUCCGGGACUGGCGCCGAGUGGUGAAAUGGAGGUGAAAAAUCCGCUGUUCAGCGAAGACCCAACCCCAUGUCAGAGCAUGGAAGUCAACGACGACCUGUGAAUAAUCCAGGCACUAGGUUUCACGGCAUCCAUGGUGGCCGCUGGUGAAACUACCAGUUUGAGUCACCGCUGCCAGGUGUCGCUAGUCGAGCUUUCGCUUUAGCCUAUGUGUCGAACUGUACGGUCCCAGCCGCUGAGAGGGCAUUGAUUGAGGAGUAGUUAUGCAAGAGAGAAAAGGUUUGUAGUUUUUCAUUGAUCAUGAUCUUACGUUGGCAAAGCUAUCGAGGAAAGACAAUGACCGGCGUUCGUUCCAGUCCAGAAAGGCCCGUCUGGAGUGCAGUUUGGAAAUAGGUAGGUACAUACGCCCUGCGCCAACCGUUUGUUCUUCCAUCAGUGACUACUGACUUGUGGAGGAUAAGUUUUGGUCACCCGCCUGAUUGGUCACCGUUCCGUGCUUCUAUCCUCAGGAUACUGAAGUCCUUCUCCUCCACGCCGCAACCCCCCUCCGGGCUGGACAGGCAACUUUAUCUCAUGCGGGCUGCUCCCUUGGAGCGGCACUGCUGCUCCCGAGGGAGCGCACCCCGUAGCCGGGUGCAGUGAGUGCCUUGGGGCUGGGUGGCCUGUCCUCUGGACGGGCUCAGCCCCGGCGACUCACUAGGGUGCCUGCCCACACCAAUGUCUCCCCCUAAUUCCUAUCAUCCUUCCGGCUCUGCAAUGGUCUUGUCAGACCGAAAGGGCCUAACCCAACAAAACAAAAAACAAAGCCUGAUUGGUUAACCUCACCCGUGGUGUUUAUCCCCUUUCAGACCCUACUGGGGCCGCCAAUGAAUGUGACACAAUCUUCAAGGGACACGUACGAGCGCUAACAGAUAGACCGAUCGCCGAGCUGGGUCUGCAUUGUAGUUAGCCAUAGCUCUGCUAGGUGUCUCUGAAUAUCCUUCUGUGUGGUGCAUAAUUGCAUAUCCCGUAAGCCAGGGACAGUAUAGUUUCGGAACCUCAGUCCCUUCAUAUGUUCCGUCACCUGCGCCGUAUAACUGGUAUAUACUAUGCGCCGCUCGGAACUACCUAAAAUCAAUGUGAAAUGUGCUAUUUAGAAAUGUGUGUAGUGCCCACUGCCCGGGGUAGGUAGGUAUAGGAGGCUCAGAGCUCAGCAGUGUACCUACAGGUAGGUAGGUAUCGUAUAUUACCUACUAUUCAAGCAUAAUUGUUAUAAAAUGAUAACUUAUUUUGAAGGACGUUGAAUGUGGCUGCAGAUUAUGCUAUGGUGUAAAAAUGAGAUAAAAUGUUUACGUUUAAU
Amphibalanus amphitrite is the source of this 2303-nucleotide messenger RNA. RefSeq names its product protein cab-1-like. Gene Ontology annotation, cellular component: membrane. The coding region runs from base 36 to 1067 and encodes 343 amino acids. The transcript has 8 exons. Lineage: Eukaryota; Metazoa; Arthropoda; Thecostraca; Balanomorpha; Balanidae. The record is from RefSeq and is a predicted model, not a curated record.